AUGGGCUCCACUGAAGUUUAUGCCCACUUCAUAAAUGGAACUGAUGAAAAAUAUGAUUUGGAAGACAGCACAUACCUAAUUUCAACGAACAUGGACAGAGAAUCUCUCUCUAAGAUGAUUAACGAACUUUUGAAUCUGGAAGCUCCUGUAUCCUUUGACAUUAUCGUGGACAACCAAAGAUUGAGAGAGACUAUCGCAGAGAGAAUGGAAAUGCUUAAGAUUGAAUCUGAGUCUACAAUUCAGCUCGUUUACGUUUUAUCGGUUACCGAGCCUUCAGAAAAACGGUGUGAUGACUUGGAUAGCUGGAUUUCCGGCCUAUCGUACGAUAAUGAUCUUGAUUUGGUUGCCGUUUGUUCAUAUGGUGGAUGUGUGUGCUUGUAUGGAUCGAAAUCGAUGGACAAAGUAUACAGUUUUUCCAGCCAAAGAAUUAAGUCAUCGGUACAUCUUUGCUCUAACGAGCACAUGGGAUACGUUUCUGAACUAGUGUGUGGCCACAUGAACGGCCUCGUUGAGGUUUACAACAUCAACACAAAUCUGGACUACUCGUUCAAUAAUCUUGUGGCAACAAAUGAAGGAUACUCUGAUACGGUGACAUCAGUGGUGACCGAUCACUCCGGAAAGGUUAUUAUAUCAGGUGGUUAUGACAAUUUGAUCACGGUUUACGAAAAUGUUGAUUUGUCUUCCGUAAAACCGAAUGGCUCAAAGUCUAAAAAACGUUCUUUGUCAGAAGUUAUUUUAUCCCAAAUCGCAUCCUUUGAUAAACACAAAAAGCCUGUAACGAAAUUGAAAUUCUCGUCCAGUAAAAGAUUUUCACUAGCAUCCUCGUCAAUGGAUGGGUCCUUGUGUUCAUGGGACCUUAAUAAAAAGGAAGCCGUAUCAUCGCAUGAGACUGGAAAGGCGUUGACUUGCUUCGACUUUUCGCCAAACGGAAGCUGUGUGUGCACUGGCAGUGUGGACGGAAGCUUGACAGUUUGGGACCUGAGGUCGAACGAAGAGGGCGUAACCAUCAACGGAGAUUCCGGAAGUGGCUUAAACUUGCUGAAAAAGGCGUCGUCAAGGCCCUUUGACCGUUUGGUCAGUGACGUCUCAUGGAAUCAAUCAGUCAACCUUGUGUCGGCAGUUGGUCUGGAUGGAAGCGUUAUUCUGGUGGAUGUCAGAUCCCCAAAGUUUCCGCUCCAGAAGACACUGUGUGAACAUAAGGGAGACCUGGAUAGAGUAACCUGCACAGUAUGGACUAGUCAAAACGCCGUAGUUUAUACCACGGCCGCAGGUCUCGUAAACAAGUUAUUUUACAAGGAAAUAUAG
Molecule: messenger RNA, 1305 nt
Organism: Theileria orientalis strain Shintoku
Lineage: Eukaryota; Apicomplexa; Aconoidasida; Piroplasmida; Theileriidae
Product: microtubule-associated protein
Exons: 11
Coding region: 1-1305 (434 amino acids)
Molecular function (GO): protein binding
Source: RefSeq, a predicted model, not a curated record